Molecule: messenger RNA, 714 nt
Organism: Panicum virgatum (switchgrass)
Lineage: Eukaryota; Viridiplantae; Streptophyta; Magnoliopsida; Poales; Poaceae
Exons: 3
Coding region: 1-714 (237 amino acids)
Biological process (GO): DNA-templated transcription initiation; regulation of DNA-templated transcription
Molecular function (GO): DNA-binding transcription factor activity
Source: RefSeq, a predicted model, not a curated record
AUGGCCUCGAGGUACAUUCGCCUUUCAUGUUAUGGAAGUAAUGCUGAUCCAAGGAAUGAUGACGAUGAGAUCUCCGCCUCCGUUGCUCUGUCGCUGGUUCCACGAAAGCACAAGUGGGGAGGCUCUGUUCGGGGACACAGAGUAUAUAAACGUGACAGAGCUGGGGCAGACAAAAGAUUAAUGGCUGAUUACUUCGUUCCACGCCCUCUGUUCAACGAGGAUCACUUUAGGAGAAGGUUUCGAAUGAAGCAAGACUUGUUUCUUGAAAUUGUUGAUCGUGUUGCUGCUGCCAAUCCAUACUUCCGAAAGAAACAUGAUUGUGUUGGUGUGGAAGGGUUCACUCCUGUCCACAAGUGCACGGUGUCCAUAAAGAUGCUAGCAAAUGGAGUUCCAGCUGAUUGUUUAGACGAUCAUUUGAAAAUGGGUGAAAGCACUGUCCUGGAAACCUUGAAGAAGUUUGUUGAAACUAUCAUUGAAGUGUUUGGAGAUGAGUGGCUCCGACCUCCAACACAUGAGGAAGUGCAGCACAUUCUGCAGGUGAACAAGUUUUUGGAGGGAGCCUGCCGCCCCUGCCGCCUGCACGACAUCGGGCAGCUCCUCGGGGUGAGCCGGGAGCGGAUCCGGCAGAUCGAGCUGGUCGCGUUCCGGAAGCUGCGGGGCAAGCAGAAGGUGCAGUCGCUGCAGCACUACCUGCAGCCGGCGGAGAGCUGGUAG